AUUUUAAAAGCUAAAAAUUUUUGUACAAAAUUGGUCUACACGUUUUAUAUUUUACUUUCUUAAAAAGGUGAAAAUAGUGGAAUUUGUAUGCAGAGUAGAUCUGUCUAAACGCAAUCAAUAUUUUAGUAAUUAAAUCUAUUUUUGAUAAUCCAGUCCAAAGUUUAUAUAAACAUUUUUUUUCAUUAUUAAAUUAUAACAGUGAGGAGUCUUCAGAUUAGUUUGCAAAUUGUGAAUAGUUAAAAAAUAGGUGAUAAAUAGAUGGAGUGUUACCAAAAACCUUAAGCGAUGGCUAGAUUACUUUCAUUUACAACGAUAGUGCUUUUACUAUCUAUUUUCGGUUCGUUUGCUGCUGGGGCUACUUUCUUUCGAAGGGGAAGAAUACUUCAUCCAGAAAAAGAUCCAGAACCUAGCAAGUAUGAAAGAUGGUUUACUCAAAAUCUGGACCAUUUUAACCCUAACGAUGAGCGGACCUGGCAACAGAGGUACUAUGUGAACGAGGAACUUGCUAGUGGCAAAGGCGAUCUCGCCUUUCUUCAAAUUGGUGGAGAGGGAGAAGCAACAGCUGCGUGGAUGACCAACGGAUCAUGGAUCACGUACGCUCGCAAAUAUAAACCAAUUUUGUUCCAACUCGAGCACAGAUACUAUGGUAAAAGUCAUCCGACCAAAGAUUUAAGUACCGAGAAUCUGGCAUAUCUAACAAGCCAGCAGGCCCUAAGCGAUUUAGCAUUUUUCAUUGAAGCCAUGAACCAACAACACAACCUGAGUUCUGAUGUAAAAUGGAUUGUUUUCGGAGGUUCUUAUCCCGGAAACUUGGCUGCCUGGGUACGCCAAAAGUACCCCCAUUUGGUGCAUGGGGCCAUGUCUGCCAGUGGACCACUUCUCGCACAAUUAGAUUUUUCAGAAUAUUUUAAGGUGGUAGCAGAUUCUUUACGAGCCAGCAACGAAAAAUGUCCAAAUAUUGUGAAACAAAGUACUGCCCAAGUUGAAGCUCUUUUGCACACUGCAGUUGGUCAAAAAAAUCUUAACCAACUAUUCAAUUUGUGUGAGGAUAUAACAGAGAACGUUCAUAAUUCUUUAGACGUGUCCAACUUCUUCAUGAGCUUAGCUGAUAAUUUUGCUGGGGUGGUUCAAUACAAUAAAGAUAACAGGGAAGCAACUAAAAAGAGAAACCUCACCGUCGAUCGCUUGUGUGACAUUCUGUUGGAUGAAUCUAUCGGGCCUGAAAUCAAUCGCUUGGCAGCUGUUAAUAAUUUGAUUCUUGACGUGGAUGGUGAGAAGUGUUUGGAUUACAGUUAUAAUAAGCUGAUCGACAUGAUGAAGGAUGUUAGUUGGGACGGCGAUGCUGCUGAGGGAAGUCGUCAAUGGACAUAUCAAACCUGUACAGAAUUUGGUUAUUAUCAAACUUCCUCCUACAAACCUCAUAUAUUUGGCACCCGAUUUCCACUUAGUUUCUCCAUUCAGCAAUGCCAAGAUAUUUUCGGAUCUUCAUACAAUGAAACGUUUCUAAAUCAUGCUAUAGAAAGGACGAACGUUCUUUACGGUGGUUUAGACAUUGAAGUUUCUAACGUUGUAUUCGUUCAGGGAUCAUUGGAUCCAUGGCAUGUUUUGGGAGUUACAACAACCUUAAAUGAUAAAGCUCCUGCUAUUCUUAUUAAAGGUGCCGCCCACUGCGCAAAUAUGUAUAACCCUUCUGAUGAUGAUACUCCUCAGUUAAAGGCAGCUAGAGUCCAAAUACAAGAAUUAAUAGGUAGCUGGAUAGAUUUGUAAUCUAGUUCUAAUGUGUUAAGUUGUAUUUUAAGUUAUUUAAGUUGUAUUUUAAUCUAAUUCGAAGAAAAAAACACAUUAUUAGUAUUAAAGAGAUAAGUAUAAAACAUUGAUAUUAAACAAACAAAUGAUAUUAAAAGAGUGUAGCUUAUUGUAAAAAGAAAUUUUCUUUUAAUAAAGAUAUUUAUAUAUUA
This is a messenger RNA of Diabrotica virgifera virgifera (western corn rootworm), 1958 nucleotides long. RefSeq names its product putative serine protease F56F10.1. The record is from RefSeq and is a predicted model, not a curated record. Bases 286 to 1767 code for a protein of 493 amino acids. Lineage: Eukaryota; Metazoa; Arthropoda; Insecta; Coleoptera; Chrysomelidae. Gene Ontology annotation, molecular function: serine-type exopeptidase activity; dipeptidyl-peptidase activity. Gene Ontology annotation, biological process: proteolysis. The transcript has 7 exons.